Molecule: messenger RNA, 897 nt
Organism: Hibiscus syriacus
Lineage: Eukaryota; Viridiplantae; Streptophyta; Magnoliopsida; Malvales; Malvaceae
Exons: 2
Coding region: 1-897 (298 amino acids)
Source: RefSeq, a predicted model, not a curated record
AUGUCUGUUAUGGACUAUGAGGUUGAGUUCAUCCAAUUGAGUCACUAUGCUGCUGGACUCGUUGAUACCGAGUUGGACUGGUGCUUGAGGUUUGAGAAUAGACUCAAGUAUAAGAUCAAAAGUCGAGUUGCUACCCAUAGGGAGAGGAAUUUUGAUGCCUUGGUUAAGAUAGCCAAGAUUACUGAGGAAAUAGAACGAUUGGGUAUGGAGCGCAGGAGAGAUAGAGACCGAGACCGAUUCAAGAGGCCUUCUGUUGACUCUUCUGCAUGCCCCAUCAAGAGAGGUAGGGGUGAGUCUUCUCAGAGAGGAUGUGCGAGUGCCAGGCCUAUAGUAUCAGGUUUGUCAGCUAUAGCACCUCCUAGUCAGAGUGGUUCUUCUGGAUUGCAACCUUUACUGACAUGUGUACACUGUAGGAGAUGUCAUUUUGGUGAGUGCAGGAAGAAAUUGGGUACCUGUUUUAGAUGUGGUUAUGGUGACCAUUUCAUAAAAGAUUAUCCAGAGCCAGCUCCUUCAGUUCAGACACCAGCUUGUACUCCCACUCGUACUCAGAGUACCGUUAGAACUCCAACAGGGAGAAAUAUUCCUUACUUUGCAUUAUAUGAUAAUGGUUCUACCCAUUCCUAUAUAUCAUAUUCCGGUUUUGAGUGUUUGAAUAUUCCUGUUGAUAAUACUGAGAAUUCGGUGACAGUUCAAAGUCAUGUAGGUCAGUCCAUAGAGUUAGAUCGUAUUUUUAGAGGGUGUCCUAUAGAGAUCCAUGGGGAGAUCUUUAUGGCCGACCUCAUGGAGUUACCUUUAGAGGAGUUUGAUUUGAUUCUUUCCAUGGAUUGGUUGAAAAAGCAUCGAGUUAAUCUCGAUUAUGAGACCAAGAGAACAGUUCUAAAGACUUUGAAUAACUGA